AUGCAUAACAACAAGCUGUUCUCCUUAAAAGAAGUGCACAUUUUCCUCAAGCGUUCAGAAUCGAAAAGAACUUACAACAAGAAGAUAUCAGUGCUCUAUUAUGGUUUUGACAUUUACGAUAUUUCUGUAUAAUUUAUAAUAUUCUUGUCUCUUAAUUCUCAUUUUAGAAGCUCUUCUCUAUUUGGAAUAUUUGCUUUUGUUUGUUUUUCAUGACCGUCUCUAAUGUAAUCGAAGUGGAGGGGCCACAUUUGGGGGAGUGUAAUAUGAAAAAGGAGGCAUCCGAAUUAUUAGGGUUUGUUCCUCAAAAAGAUAUUGUUUACAACGAGCUUCUGCCUUACCAGGACAAAUUAGACGAAGAGUCUAAUGAAAUCUUGGCACAGAUCAAAGGAAACCUCAGCCGAGCCGUCCAGCUCAGGGAGGUAUGGCCAGGUGUCUUAUUCUGGACGAGGAAACUUUCCACGUACAUGAGAUUAUAUGGGAGGAAAUUCAGCAAAAAGGACCAUGUGCUCUUGGUCAAGCUGCUGUACGAGCUGGUCACCAUCCCCAAACUGGAGGUCAGCAUGAUGCAGAGCUUCACCCGUCUCCUCAUCAACCUGCUGAAGAAGAAGGAGCUACUUUCAAGAGAUGAUUUGGAAUUGCCAUGGCGACCCCUGUAUGAGUUGCAGGACAGGAUCUUGUACUCAAAGAAUUGGUUUCCCAGUUCUCUGCGACCACGUUCUUCCACUAAGUACAUAAUCGUUAAACUUGCUCAGAGAUGCUCAGUGGAAGCAGUUCUAAAGGCCUUAAUCAAGAGCUGCAGGCCAUAUUUCCCAGAAUCAGCAACACAGGAGAUGCUGGAUGAGUGGAAACCGCUGAUGUGUCCAUUUAAUGUCACCAUGCAGAGGGCAAUGGGAUACUUUGAGCUCUUCCUGCCCACCACUCUCCCCCCAGAGCUGCAUGAAAAGGGCUUCAAACUUUGGUUUGAUGAUUUGAUAAGCCUGUGGGUGUCUGUGCAGAAUCUUCCAAGCUGGGAAGUGCAUCUUGUCAAUCUUUUUGCACGACUGGCGAAUGACAACAUUGGUUACAUAGAUUGGGACCCGUAUAUACCCAAGAUCUUCACUAGGAUCCUGAGAAGUCUUAAUCUUCCUGUGGGAUCUAGCCAGAUGCUGGUGUCCAGAUAUCUGACAAAUGCUUAUGACAUUAGUCAUGUGGUUAUCUGGAUAUCUGCUUUGCUGGGAGGGCCUAGUAAGCAGACCCAGACCCAGCUCAGUGGCCUUUUCAACAGUAUCGCCUCGUUUUUCCACCCCUCUAACCACGGCCGAUGGCUGAUGAAACUCAUGAAGCUCAUUCAGCGUUUGCCUGCCAGCGUGGUAAGACGUCUACAUCGUGAACGUUACCAGACACCGUCGUGGCUGAGUCCUGUUCCCAAGAGUCACCACCUGAGCGAACAGGACAUCACUGACUUUGUGGAGAGCAUGAAGCAGCCUGUCUUGCUGGCCAUGUUUAGCAAAACUGGCAGUCUGGAUGCUGCCCAAGCACUGCAGAACCUCGCACUGCUCAGACCUGAGUUGGUCAUUCCACCAGUGCUUGAGAAGACAUAUCCCGCCAUGGAGACCCUAACUGAGCCUCACCAGCUGACCGCCACUUUAAGCUGUAUGAUCGCUGUGGCGCAGAGCCUGGUGACCGGGGGACAGAGGUUCCCAGAGGGCCCCACACACAUGCUGCCUCUUCUCAUGAGAGCCUUGCCUGGGGUCGAUCCCAACGACUUCAGAAAAUGCAUGAUAACAUUCCAGUUAAUAGCAACUUAUGUUACUCUUGUGCCAUUGGUGGACUGUUCUGCUGCUGUUCAGGGAAGAGAUGACCUCACACAGGUGGAAAAAGAGCUGUGUUUAGCCUCAGCAGAGUUUGAGGAUUUUGUUCUUCAAUUUAUUGAUAGGUGUUUUGCACUGAUUGACAGCAGUACUCUGGAACAGACCCGGGAGGAGAUGGAGACAGAGAAAAUGACUCAUCUUGAGAGUCUGGUUGAGUUGGGCCUGUCCUCAACUUUCUGUACCCUCCUAACACAAUGCUCUAUGGAAAUAUUCCAGGUGGCUCUGGAAAAGAUCUUCAACUUUGCCACUACAAAUAUUUUUGAGACUCAUGUGGCUGGACGCAUGGUGGCAGACAUGUGUCGAGCUGCAGCCAAGUGUCACCCAGCAGAGGCUCUCAAACUCUUUGUGCCUCACUGUUGUAAUGCCAUAUUAUACAUCACAGCUAAUGAAGAGGUGUUAAAUGAUGAGGAGCUGGAUAAAGGACUGAUGUGGAACCUCCAGCUGUUGUCUGAGGUGACCCGUGUGGGUGGUGAUAAGCUAUUAAUCUACAGUUCUCAGUUGGUUCAGAUACUACAGUUAACUCUGCAUCUGAAAAGUAAGCAGGGCUACAGUCUGGCCUGUAAGCUACUCCAUCACAUCCUGCGCUCCAUCUCCCUCAUCUACCCCACUGAUUACUGCAGUGUGCCUGGUGGCUUCCAGCAGCCCACUGACAAAUACCUGCCAAUCAAGGACUGGGGUCGGCCAGGAGACCUGUGGAACCUGGACAUCCAAUGGCACGUGCCUAACAUAGAGGAGACAGAGUUUGUCUUCUACCUGCUGGAUCUGCUGCUGAAGCCUGAACUCCAGCGGCUGCAGAGACACACGCAGGGAGUGCAGGACAUCAGCAGGGAUGAUGUUUUGCAGAGUCUGUCUAUUGUUCAUCAUUGUCUUUUGGGAGCAGGCAGCCUUCUGCCCUCACUGCAUGGAGAACCAGUGCCGGAUCUGAUCAACAGUAUGAUUCAGCUGUAUGAGACUAAGGUGUACACCGGAGUAGACUAUGACCUGUCUAGACAGAACUACAGAGAAGACAUCUGUAAGGCGAUUAGACCCCUUCUGCACCACACACUGGAACAUUCAGAAGAUGACACCAAAUCCCUUUUCUCUAUUAUUACGAUUAUCAAUGACCUCCUCCACUUUAAAGGCACACACAAACAUGAAUUUAAUUCUCGCUGGAAAAGUUUCAGCCUGGUCAAAAAGUCCAUGGAGAAUAAGCUUCAUGGCAGUAAACGGCACAUUAGAACUCUGCUAAUAGACAGAGUCAUGCUGCAACAUGAGCUAAGAAAUUUGACCAUGGAGGGGUGUAAUUACAUGAGAAUUCACCAGGACCUGAUGAAUGAUCUGCUUAAACUGUCUACCAGCAGGUACAGUCAGGUGAGGAGUAGAGCUCAGAAUGUGCUGUUUACUGCUUUGGGAACCUACAACUUCUGCUGCAGAGACAUAAUACCAGCUGUGCUGGAGUAUCUGGACCCACACCGCACUGAUGUCACCCAUCAGCAAUUCAAAGGUGCCUUGUACUGUUUGUUGGGGAACCACUCUGGGAUUUCUCUUCCUAACUUGCAGUACUGGGAUUGCAUAUCUGUGACAUGGCCUGCCAUUGUGCAUUCUGGCAUGAGCCCCUCCAUGUCUCUAGAGAAACCAUCAGUAGUCCGGCUCUUCGAUGACCUGGCUGACAAAAUCCACCGCCAAUACGAGACCAUCAGCAUUGACUUUUCUAUCCCAGAAAGUUGUGUAGAGGUUGCUCUUGAACUAAAUAAAUCUAAUAACCCAGAACCGACCCCUCGUGCGGCCUCUGGACAGGAGGAAUUGGAGGGAAUUCAAAGACAGCAACAGAAGAAUAAAGACUCUGUGCAGAAAUAUGAGAAGCUAGUGGCGGAUCUUUUGGACUGCCUCUACGAGAGAAACAUUCCCUGGAAGUUUGAGCAGAUAGCUAUCGGCUUCCUCUCUCUGAUGCUGAGAGGUGAUCACCCCCUGCCAUCCUCUGCUGUCCUGUUUUUCGUCCAGAGCCUCAUUCACGACUCACUCUUAGUUCGCAAUGUUGCGAUAUCAGCAGUGAGUUCAAUUCUGAAGCAGCUUAAGAUACCUCACAAGAAAGUGGCAGUGAAUCCAUAUGACAUUUCUGAGCUCAAAAGCUCCCUACAGUUACGUAAUGAUGUUGGUCUAAGAUGUUUGAUGGCUGGAGACAGGCCUGAUAACCAGUGGCUGCAGUAUGACAGCAGCAGAUUGCCGUGCUCCCAGCAGGACUGGGAUGAAUGCUGCUUUAUCGAGAAAACCCACUGGGGUUAUUCCACAUGGCCACGGAAGCUGAUGCUCUAUGCUCCUCCUGAGGAACAGCCCAAACAGGGCAAAACAAGAGAAGAGAUGAAUGAAAGUGAACAGAUCAUAUACGAUCAUUUCUUAGACCAGUUGUUUAUAGAUCAGCUCAUCCAGUAUUUAUCUCUGGAGGACAGGAAGGGGAAAGAUAAAUUCAGCGCACGACGAUUUUGCCUCUUUAAGGGUAUUUUUCGUCACUUUGAUGAUGCAUUCCUCCCACUGCUGAAGCCUCAUAUGGAGCGUCUGGUUACAGAUUGCCAUGAUAGCACCCAGUGCUGUGUGGCUGAGAUCAUCUCUGGUCUAAUCAGGGGCUCCAAACACUGGAGCUACAGCAAGGUGGAGAAACUUUGGGCUCUACUCUGUCCACUCCUCCGUACGGCCCUCUCCAAAAUUACCGUAGAGACAUAUUCUGACUGGGGCACUUGCAUUGCCACUGCCUGUGAGAGCCGAGACCCACGAAAGCUACACUGGCUGUUUGAGAUGUUAAUGGAAUCACCGGUCACUGGAGAAGGAGGCUCCUUUGUGGACACCUGUCGUCUGUAUGUUCUGCAGGGAGGACUUGCUCAGCAGGAGUGGAGAGUCCCAGAGCUGCUUCACAGGUUACUGCAGUGCCUGGAGCCCAAACUUACUCAGGUCUACAAAAAUGUACGGGAACGCAUCGGAAGUAUGCUCACCUACAUCUUCAUGAUCGAUGUGAAUCUGCCUCACACUCGGCCCACCACGUCCCCGCGCAUCGGAGAGUUCACAGAGCGUGUGCUGGCCAGACUCAAGCCAUUAACGGAGGGAGAGGAAGAGAUUCAGAACCAUGUGAUUGAAGAGAAUAUUGAGGGAGACCAAGAUGAGAGGACACAGGCCAUCAAAUUACUAAAAACAGUGUUAAAGUGGCUAAUAAUCAGUGCUGGACGCUCCUUCUCUUCUGCUGUCCCAGAACAGCUGCGCCUCCUUCCUCUCCUCUUUAAAAUUGCUCCUGUAGAGAAUGACGACAGUUAUGAUGAGAUGAAGAUGGACGCUAAGACCUGUCUGUCUCUCAUGUCUCAGGGACUGCUGUACUCUGAACAGAUCCCACAAGUCCUCAGUGCACUGGAAGAGAUCUCAAGGAGCAGCUCAUGGCACGCACGUUACACAGUUCUCACCUACCUGCAGAUUAUGGUGUUCUACAAUCUCUUCACUUUCCUCAGUGAUGCCAAGGCUAUCAGUGACGUAAGAGCGCUGGUGCUACGCCUGCUGGAGGACGAACAACUGGAGGUUCGGGAGAUGGCCGCCACCACUCUAAGUGGAUUCCUGCAGUGUAAUUUUCUUAGUAUUGAUGUACCCAUGCAGGCCCACUUUGAGUCCCUGAGCAAGACCCGUCUGCCCAAGCGCAAUAGGAGAGAGCUGGGAUCAGUGGUGGACACUAUCCCUUCUGCUGACCUAGUGCGGCGACAUGCAGGUGUGUUAGGUCUGAGUGCCUGCAUCCUGUCCAGCCCGUAUGAUGUGCCCACCUGGAUGCCCCAGAUUCUGAUGGACCUGAGUGCCCACCUCAGUGACACACAGCCCAUAGAGAUGACUGUGAAGAAAACCCUCUCUGAUUUCCGUCGCACUCAUCACGAUAACUGGCAGGAACACAAACAGAAGUUCACAGAUGACCAGCUGCUGGUGCUCACAGAUCUGCUGGUGUCCCCUUGUUACUAUGCUUAGACUGAUGCUACUGUCUGGUGAAGGGGAACUGUUUCUUACAUUUGUCUUGAUGGAAAGGCAAAGCUUAUUUGAGUGCUUGAAUCCUGAAUUUGUUUGUAUGUAAUGUAUGUGGGGUUUUUUUCACUCCGAAUGUCUGGGAUCAGACAAUGUUACAUAUCUCAGACUGAAUGUUUUUGGAGGACAGAAUGUUCAUAGUUUAUUUUUGACUUUGAAGAUAAAACAUAAAGGGAAGUCGACACAAAUGGGUAAACUAACACAAAGAAACAAAUGGUAACAUAAUCAGAAUAUCAGUAGCCAAUUGUGUCAGUCAGUUGUGAUGUGUGAACGUGAAGUGUUGUAUCAGUGAGUGUAUGGAUGCUCAAAAUAAACAGCCAAACUGAAGCAGGGAGCUGGCAGACUGCCAAAGCAGCGGCCACCACUAGUGGUAGCACAGUGUUUAAAUCGGUCACCGCAACAAGGCUCAGGUGUGCACAAACCAUGCCCCAAUCACAUCAAAUGAACCUGCAUAGAAGAAAAGAAAACACAGACACAGCACUGACUGGAUCGUAACAGGAUAUACUUAAUAUUUAAGGGGAAUCUAUUGCAGGUACCACUGGCCUGCAUUAUGUAAUGUUAUUGUACAGUUUGCAGUUUUUGCUUGUGUGUAUGUGCAAAAGAGCAAGUGUGUGUGUGCAGAAGAGAAUUUCUAUUGAAUAUUAUUGAAAGUAUGGAUUGUUAUAGUCCAUUUAUAAUGCAGUAUUCUGCACUGAUUUGCACAAGUAUUAUAAUACUAGUAGUAUACAAUUUGAGGGGUAAUCUGUUUGAAAUCUAUACAUAAUGUUUGUCAAUGUUACAUGUGUUUUAGCUCUCAGCACAAUUAAUUGCGAAAAUUUUUCCUGAGUACAUUUCCUUUUUGAAGUUAUGCUCUACUUUUUUCCAUGUGUAUCUACAUACAGUAAAUGAGAGAGACGGAGAAAAAGUGAGAUGAAGAUUUGUAUUUCACUUGCCUAUAGUUGAUCUUUUCAGUCAAAAACAUUUGUAUUUAUUUAUUUAAAUUUGAACCAGUUGUCAGUUUUUACAUUUAGGGUUUGCGCUUUGGUUUCCUGUACUGAGCCAGGUGUUUUCAGGAGAUUCUAUAUGAAUGUUUUUAAAGAAACUGUACAGUAUACUGUCAAAGACACCUAGAAAAGGCACUUUGCAUGUUAGUUUCCAACAGGAGUUACCAAGAGUUACUGUUUACAUGUUUGCUCUCCUGCACAUUUUUUUCAAUAGCUACAGUUACAGAUGGAACUUUUAAAAUGUUUGACAGAAAACAAUAGUUGACGAGUUUGCAUAAUAAGUGUAAUUAACGCUGUCAAAAUCAUGUUAUAAGCCAUACAGAAUUGAACUUUGGUCAAGUGGCAAAAGUUGCAUGCCAUAGAGGACACUUGUGUUGGUGUACUCUGAGAUGCUAAUGUUUGACUGAUUCAUCAGCAGUUGUUGUUUUUGUCAUGAUGUUCCUUAUAUAAAUAUUUGAAAUACAAAAGUAAAGCCAAGAAAUGUUUGUAAUAAAGUGUGACAAAGCG
This is a messenger RNA of Xyrauchen texanus (razorback sucker), 7360 nucleotides long. Its product is annotated as proteasome activator complex subunit 4A-like. The record is from RefSeq and is a predicted model, not a curated record. Bases 210 to 5816 code for a protein of 1868 amino acids. Lineage: Eukaryota; Metazoa; Chordata; Actinopteri; Cypriniformes; Catostomidae. Gene Ontology annotation, cellular component: cytosol; nucleus; spermatoproteasome complex. The transcript has 47 exons. Gene Ontology annotation, biological process: proteasomal ubiquitin-independent protein catabolic process; regulation of GTPase activity. Gene Ontology annotation, molecular function: proteasome binding; peptidase activator activity.